Molecule: messenger RNA, 945 nt
Organism: Condylura cristata (star-nosed mole)
Lineage: Eukaryota; Metazoa; Chordata; Mammalia; Eulipotyphla; Talpidae
Product: olfactory receptor 10AG1-like
Exons: 1
Coding region: 1-945 (314 amino acids)
Biological process (GO): G protein-coupled receptor signaling pathway
Cellular component (GO): membrane
Molecular function (GO): G protein-coupled receptor activity; olfactory receptor activity
Source: RefSeq, a predicted model, not a curated record
AUGGAACCCACAGGACAAAAUUCCCCCCUGGGGAACCACACUGCAUUGGUGGAAUUCAUCUUACUUGGGUUUUCUAAUGUUCCCAAACUUCAAGGUUUUCUUUUUGGUAUAUUUUUGAUAAUCUAUAUAAUGAUUCUUAUGGGAAAUAGCCUCAUUAUUAUAAUAACUAAGGUUGAUACUUCCCUCCAGACCCCCAUGUAUUUUUUCAUUGGGAAUUUUUCUUUUUUGGAAAUAUGUUACGUGUCAGUUACUCUCCCAAGAUUGUUAGCUGAUCUCUGUAGACAAAACAGGAAACUUUCCUUUCUAGCCUGUGCAGUUCAAAUGUAUUUCUUUUUGAUCUUUGGAGCCACUGAGUGCUUCAUCCUCACUGCCAUGGCUUAUGACAGGUAUGUGGCCAUUUGCAACCCAUUGCUCUACCCUGUCAUCAUGAACAGUAGACGAUGUAUCAAACUGGCAGCUGUCUGUUGGAUCACUGGAAUUCCAGUGCACAUAGGGUUUACCUACCAGAUCUUCACUCUACCCUUUUGUGAACGUAACCAGAUGGAUCAUUUUUUCUGUGAUGUUCCUCCUGUUGUUCAGCUUGCUUGUGGGGAUACUUUCAUGAUUGAGAUGCUGAUUUAUGUGAUUGCUGCCUUGGUUGUCACGAUUCCUUUUUUGUUGAUCCUGGGAUCUUAUGUGAAAAUAAUCUCCACCAUCCUGAAGCUGCCAUCAGCCACUGGGAGAGCCAAGGCCUUCUCCACUUGCUCUUCGCAUCUCAUGGUUGUGACUUUGUUCUUCGGAUCAGGCAUCGUUGUAUAUUUGAGACCUAAAUCCACUCACUCAUCAGGAAUGGACAAAUACUUUUCUCUCUUUUAUACCAUCUUGAUACCAGUGUUUAACCCCAUUAUAUAUUGUCUGAGAAACAAAGAUGUUAUGGCGGCCUUGGGAAAAUUCCUGCAGAAAUAG